ACUUAGCAACACUACAAACUCUCUCCACACUCACGACCACUUCUGCUUCGCUAACAACACCCAUAUCGCUUUUUGCACCCCCUCUCGUCCUCUUCUCAAAUGUCGCAAUCAACCAGACCAUCUUCAUCAAACUCUGCUGCCACCAACCACAAUGACUCUUCCUGGAAAUCAGGUCUUCGCCCACCACCAAAAGACUUCCGUCCUCAGACAGAAGAUGUCACAGCAACCAAAGGAUUGGAAUUCGAAGAUAUGUACCUCCGUCGUGAACUGCUCAUGGGCAUCUUCGAAGCAGGAUUCGAGAAACCCUCACCUAUACAAGAAGAGGCCAUUCCAACAGCUCUCACUAAACGUGACAUCCUUGCCCGUGCCAAAAACGGUACAGGCAAAACCGCCGCUUUUGUUAUACCAUCCCUCCAGCAAAUUGACACCAGCAGGAACAAGAUUCAGGCUCUCCUCCUCGUCCCCACUCGUGAAUUAGCCCUACAGACAUCCCAGGUCUGUAAGAUACUCGGCAAACAUAUGGGCGUGCAAGUCAUGGUCACAACCGGUGGCACUACCCUUAAAGACGACAUCAUGCGAUUAUCCGAAACCGUUCACGUGCUGGUAGGCACACCUGGUCGUAUCUUGGACUUGGCUGGUAAAAACGUUGCCGAUCUCAGUGAAUGUCCCGUCUUCGUCAUGGACGAGGCGGACAAACUUCUCUCUCCCGAAUUCACCCCGGUCAUGGAACAAUUGCUAUCCUUCCUCCCAGAGGAGCGUCAGGUUAUGCUUUUCAGUGCCACCUUCCCUAUGAUUGUUAAGGACUUCAAGGAUAAAUACAUGAAAUCACCCUACGAAAUUAAUCUUAUGGAAGAACUUACUCUUCGCGGCGUCACGCAAUAUUAUGCCUAUGUCGAGGAGCGACAGAAGGUUCACUGUCUAAAUACUCUCUUCUCCAAGCUUCAGAUUAAUCAGUCCAUCAUUUUCUGUAACUCUACCAACCGUGUCGAGCUGCUCGCUAAAAAAGUGACAGAGCUUGGCUAUUCUUGCUUCUACUCCCAUGCUAAGAUGCUUCAAUCGCAUCGUAAUCGAGUAUUCCACGAUUUCCGCAAUGGCGUCUGCCGCAACCUUGUUUGCUCUGAUCUGCUCACUCGUGGUAUCGACAUCCAAGCUGUGAACGUUGUCAUCAACUUCGAUUUCCCUAAAAACUCGGAAACCUACCUCCAUCGUAUUGGUCGUUCGGGUCGUUUCGGACACCUGGGUCUUGCCAUCAAUCUCGUCACAUAUGACGACAGGUUUAACCUGUAUCGCAUUGAGCAAGAGCUAGGAACGGAGAUCCAACCUAUUCCGCAGACAAUUGACAAGGGGCUGUAUGUUGCUCCUAGCUCAAGUGAGGAGACGACGACGCAGAAGGCUACGCAGCAAACACAACAGCGGCAACAGACUUCCGCGCAGCAAGCGCAAGCUGCAUACCAGAGCAAUGGACAACAGAGUCGAAGCAACGGUCCUGCACCACCUCCGCAAGGGCAACAGCCACCUAGGACAUAUGGCGGUGGCUAUCGUGGUGGUGCACCUGGUCCUCGAUGAACGAUGUUGUUCGAGGAUGCCGUUAUAGACGUUUUUGUGUGUUUGAGUUGCUGUGGUGGUUGGGGUGGAGUGGAGGGGGGGACGCUUGCGGUCAACACUAAGUCAUUCGCAUCCGAUCAUUAACAAUCAGCGUUUCGGUAUUUGCUAUCGUAUGAGGGAUUCUCUGUCACAUCUUUCUGCACCAUCGCCACACGCACUUCUCUGCUCCCUAUUUCACUAUCUUCUCUAUUCCUUCCCUUACUUGCGCUCGUGUGUCUGAUUAUAUAUAUCGUCUCUAGGCUAUUUCUGCAACUUUUAGUCUUCCCUUCAAUCCCUCCCUUUUAACCUCUUACUUUUACCGAGGCGCCCGAUUGGCUUUUGACGAUGCGAUGUUAUGUUUGUGUGGUGAUUGCGGCUGUGUGAGUGGUGGGGGUGGAGGUAGGGGUGGGGGGUGGGUUGAUGACUUUGGUCGUGUAGCAUAGUCCAUCAGUACCGUACAAUAUAUUUGGACAAUGCUAAUGUUGUUAACCCCUUGAUUUGAU
Messenger RNA from Serpula lacrymans var. lacrymans S7.9, 2087 nucleotides. RefSeq lists its product as uncharacterized. The transcript has 5 exons. The coding region runs from base 100 to 1566 and encodes 488 amino acids. Gene Ontology annotation, cellular component: P-body; cytoplasmic stress granule. Lineage: Eukaryota; Fungi; Basidiomycota; Agaricomycetes; Boletales; Serpulaceae. Gene Ontology annotation, biological process: P-body assembly; cytoplasmic stress granule assembly. The record is from RefSeq and is a predicted model, not a curated record. Gene Ontology annotation, molecular function: mRNA binding; RNA helicase activity; ATP binding.